UGCGAGUUGAGGAAUGGGACAUCGAUUAGGUCUUCAAAGAAAGUGGAUUGGUGGGCGAGUGUAAGAAAAAUCGAUAUUUUUCAUCAAAAAAUUAAAGGAAAAAUUGGAAAUUGCAGCUUCUAUCUCGAUUUUUGGACAACAAUUCACGAUUACGGAUUGGGAAAUCGUGUAAUCGGGAGUGAGAGCGAAUUCUGUGCUUGUUGUGACUAUUCAUUUUUAAGUUUAAGGGAUAAGGUGAUUGAAGAACAUCUCAAAAAAAAACAAGUCAAAUAACAAAUUCUAUCAACGUAAAAAUAUACAUUAAUAAUAGCAAGUUACAAUUAUGGCACCUGUACGAGGUGAUGGAAUGCGCGGACUCGCAGUAUUUAUAUCGGAUAUAAGAAACUGCAAGAGCAAAGAAUCUGAAGUGAAGCGUAUGAAUAAAGAGCUAGCAAAUAUUCGUAGUAAAUUUAAAGGCGAUAAGACGCUAGACGGUUAUCAGAAAAAGAAAUAUGUUUGUAAGCUGCUGUUCAUCUUCCUUCUCGGACAUGAUAUCGAUUUUGGGCAUAUGGAAGCGGUUAAUUUACUCUCAUCGAACAAAUAUUCUGAAAAACAAAUCGGUUAUCUCUUUAUAUCCGUACUCGUAAACACUAAUAGCGAUCUGAUAAAGCUCAUCAUACAGAGUAUCAAGAAUGACUUGCAAUCACGUAAUCCUAUUCAUGUUAAUUUGGCACUUCAAUGUAUCGCCAAUAUCGGAAGUCAAGACAUGGCUGAAGCCUUUGCAAAUGAAAUUCCAAAAUUGCUGGUUUCAGGCGAUACAAUGGAUGUUGUAAAGCAAUCAGCCGCUCUCUGCUUACUUCGUCUGUUUAGAACAUGUCCAGACAUAAUUCCAGGCGGUGAAUGGACAAGCAGAAUAAUUCAUUUGCUCAAUGAUCAUCAUAUGGGUGUCGUUACGGCUGCGACAAGUCUUAUUGAUGCAUUAGUAAAGAAAAAUCCGGAUGAGUAUAAAGGAUGUGUUAGUUUGGCAGUAUCAAGAUUAUCGCGUAUCUUUACAAGCAGCUAUACUGAUCUGCAAGAUUAUACUUAUUAUUUCGUUCCCGCUCCGUGGCUGUCUGUAAAGCUAUUGAGAUUAUUACAGAAUUAUAAUCCGCCAACGGAAGAUCCAGGCGUUCGUGGACGUCUUAAUGAGUGUCUAGAGACAAUUCUUAAUAAAGCUCAAGAGCCACCGAAGAGUAAAAAAGUUCAGCAUUCGAAUGCUAAAAAUGCAGUGCUAUUUGAAGCGAUAAAUCUCAUUAUACACAACGAUAGUGAACCAAAUUUAUUAGUUCGAGCCUGUAAUCAAUUAGGUCAGUUCUUAUCAAAUCGUGAGACCAAUUUGCGUUACUUGGCGUUGGAAUCAAUGUGUCAUCUUGCACAGUCCGAGUUCUCGCAUGAAGCUGUCAAAAAACACCAAGAAGUUGUUAUAUUAUCCAUGAAAAUGGAAAAGGAUGUAUCAGUGAGGCAGCAAGCUGUCGACUUACUUUAUGCAAUGUGCGAUCGAAGUAAUGCCGAAGAGAUUGUACAAGAAAUGCUCAACUAUUUGGAAACGGCAGACUAUUCAAUAAGAGAAGAAAUGGUCCUCAAAGUUGCCAUACUUGCUGAAAAGUAUGCAACAGACUUUACUUGGUACGUUGACGUAAUUUUAAAUUUAAUUCGUAUUGCUGGUGAUUAUGUAUCCGAAGAAGUGUGGUAUCGUGUUAUUCAAAUUGUUAUCAAUCGUGAGGAAGUUCAAGGAUAUGCAGCAAAAACAGUAUUUGAAGCUCUGCAGGCACCGGCAUGUCACGAAAAUAUGGUUAAAGUUGGCGGUUAUAUUCUUGGAGAAUUUGGUAAUCUCAUUGCUGGCGAUUCACGUUCUGCGCCAAUGGUGCAAUUUAAAAUACUUCAUUCAAAAUAUCAUUUAUGUUCGUCCAUGACUAGAGCAUUGCUCCUUAGCACCUACAUCAAAUUCAUAAAUCUUUUCCCCGAAAUUCGUGGUACCAUUCAAGACGUUUUCAGACAAGACAGCAAUAUCCGAUCAGCAGAUGCUGAACUUCAACAACGCGCCAGUGAAUAUCUACAAUUGUCAAUUGUAGCAUCAAAAGACGUCUUGGCAACUGUUCUCGAAGAAAUGCCGUCAUUCCCCGAACGCGAAAGUUCAAUAUUAGCUGUACUGAAGAAGAAAAAACCUGGUCGUGUUCCCGAAACUGAAGUCAGAGACUCUAAAAGUCCUGUGCCCAAUCACAAUAAUGCACAGACUCAAAAUCAUGCAACAACAAACAACAAAAUUUCUUUCAGUAAUCACACAAGUGAUUUGCUAGGACUCAGCACACCGCCAUCGCAACAACAAAAUUCACAAAAUACACUCAUCGAUGUUCUAGGAGAUAUUUAUAAUAAUCAAUCUUCAUCUUCGUCGUCAGCCGUUAAUAAUGCAAAGAAUUCUGACGAUUCUAGAUUCCUUUUCAAAAACAACGGCGUUCUAUUUGAGAACGAAAUGAUUCAAAUUGGUGUUAAGAGCGAGUUCCGACAAAAUCUUGGACGUUUGGGACUAUUUUAUGGCAAUAAGACACAAGUUCCGCUAACAAAUUUCCAGCCUGUUCUACAAUGGCCUGCGGAAGAAGGAAAGAAGCUUAAUGUACAAAUCAAAGCCGUAGACUCAACUCUCGAUGCUGGUGCACAAAUCCAACAAAUGCUCACAGCUGAGUGCGUAGACAGCUAUGCUGACUCUCCAUCUCUACAGCUUGCGUUCCGCUACAAUGGAACUCCACAAAAUUUCACAAUCAAGCUACCGUUGACCGUGAAUAAGUUCUUCGAACCAACUGAAAUGAAUGCAGAGUCAUUCUUCGCGAGAUGGAAGAAUCUAGGAGGUGAGAAGCAACGUGCUCAGAAAGUAUUUAAGGCACAGAUUCCACUCGAUUUGCAAGGAGCCAAGAAUAAGCUUUCAGGUUUUGGAAUGCAAAUUUUGGAGAGUAUUGAUCCAAAUCCCGACAAUCUUGUGUGCGCCGGAAUCAUUCACACACAAUCACACCAAGUCGGCUGCUUACUUCGAUUAGAGCCCAACAAACAAGCACAGAUGUUCCGAUUGACGGUAAGGGCGAGUAAAGAGCAAGUAACUACUGAAAUAUGCAAUCUGCUUGUUGACCAAUUUUAAGGAAAAAAAAAUAUUGUGCUUGAAUCGCAAUGUAAAAUGAUGUUAAAAAUAUGUCUCUUCUUUUUUUUCGAGUAAACUUGAGUAGAUUGUAAGUGAACCAGCAAAAAAAAUACGAACUAUAUGAACUUAUAACUGUUUAAAAACAACAAAAAUUCAACAACAAAUUUAUCCAUUUUACGUGAAAAAAAAUGAAAUGAAAAGCUUAAUAACUUUGGACAGAGACUUUUGCAUGUUGAAAGGUUUAAAAUUUCAGUUGUUGGCAAAUUUAAGUUAUUAAUUAUUUUGAAACGGUUUUCAAAAAUUCAAAUUUCGUGCUUAAUUAUUUCGAAAAGGUUUUUAAAAAUUCAAAUUUAAAACCGAAUUUAUUUAAAACGAGUUUCAAACAUUUCAAUUGUUUAACGAGUUUUUCCUUUAUUUAGUUUAAUUUGGCACUAAAAUGACAUGCAGCAGCUUUAUCCAUAGUUGUUAAGCAAUAAAAUAUUAAAAAAGCAAAGCAAAAAACGUACGACAAGAAUUGAAGACAUUGGCAUGAUCAAUGAUUGUUAAUAAGAAAAUAUUAAACACAAAAAGAAUAAUUAAUUUAAUAAUAAUUAAAAUUGAACUAAAACGAUUCCAAUGAGCGCUGUAAGUUGAGUUAUUUGGUUAUUCAUAGUGAAGAAAAAAAUGAUGAAAAAAAAAUUGUUUCCAAUAUAUUUACGAAAGAAAUGAAUAUAAUCUUCUAGAGUUUAU
Molecule: messenger RNA, 3874 nt
Organism: Chironomus riparius
Lineage: Eukaryota; Metazoa; Arthropoda; Insecta; Diptera; Chironomidae
Source: the annotation of a GenBank genome assembly